AUGUCUGACACGGUCUUUCUAUUAUCCCCAUUGAACGAGCUCGCCUCAGCUGUUGUUGAGGACGAAUCCAACAGCGCCCGAAGAUAUCUAGACCCCGUUCGCCCCCAAAAGCCGUGCCUGCGCAUUGGUCUGGGCGAUGCCGAAUGCCCGCCAGUCCUGGCCAGCUUCGGCAGACGUGAGGGCUACGACGUGCAACUCCCCCUCCAAUUUUCCCGGAGAGAACAAUGCUUCUUCAAUUUCAACAAAGAGAGUGGAGAGCUUCUUCUCCACGACACAUCUGAAAAGAACGACACACAGCUCCAAGAGAUCCUCUCUCUCCCGACCAAACAAGAAGAGGGGCAGGACGAGGAGGACGAGGAGGAGAAAACCCGUCGGCAAUGCGUUGUGGUUCUCGGCGCUGACGAGUACCGGGGCGAAUGGAGCGGUCCUGCUGAGCGCCAAUGGCUCUUCAAGAUGGGCCAUGCUGAGUUUCUACUGCGAGCACCAAGAGGGCUUGAAUCAGUAGAGGCGGCAUCUAUCGCUGAUAGACAAGCGUUUGCACGUGGAGACGGCCAUGAUCAGACCAUCGUCGCGACGACGCCGCGAUUAAACCAAACCCAGCUAUCAGAGGGACUGCCAACCACCAACCCACCUCCAUCAACAGCUGCGGGCCACAACGAUUGUCAGGUCAUAACUCCGCUUCUGCCUGGCAACACCCGUGAGAUCCGUUUCAUCAAGCUAAAGAGGCUUGGUAGCGGUGCCCAAGGCCAUGUGCUUAGGGUUGUUGACAAGGAGAAUGGCAACCUCUACGCUUGCAAGAUUGUCCGGUUUGAAGAAGAAGAAGAUCCGGAGCCUAAGAUCAAGAUGGCGAAGAUAAAGAAAGAGGUGGCCAUGGUUAUGGCUUUACGUCAUCCUCACAUCGUGCCGUACACGCAUGCACAGUGCAUCGACAACCCCGGGCUGCAGGUACAGAUAUUCAUGCCUCUCUAUGACUUCAGCCUCCAGCAUCUACUGGCCCGGCUCCAAACUGAUGAUGAUGAUUCACGCAUGAUGGUCGCCGCAAAGAUGCUUUCCCAAAUGCUGCAAGCACUAGCCUAUGUCCACGGCCAGAAUCCACCGAUCAUCCAUCGAGAUAUCAAACCCCCGAAUAUUCUCUGCCGAGGCGAUGACUUCUUUUUGGCAGAUUUUGGCCUUGCCAAGGUCGUUGAUACAUCGCACAUUCAAGUUGGGACCAAUUGGUACUCCGCGCCUGAAGUCAGAGAGCGCGGGGAACAGUCGCCAAAGGUUGACAUUUGGGGACUAGGCGUUACAGUGGCGGAAUGUCUCCAGAAAUUCCCCCUCUUGCGGACGAGAGGCGAUGUCUAUGAAACCAUGUUGGAGUGGAGUGAGUACCUAGAGUCAAGCUUGUGCGAUCUCGAUCCCUCCUAUGCACCAAUGGUCAACCUGGAUCCCAAUCAUCGCCCAACCGCUCAUGCCCUGCUCGAGAUGCAGCAGGAGCUGGCAAGCGGACCUACACCCAUGGAUUGGAGACCACAGACAGGACCCCUCACAGGACCUUGGCCACCACCGGCAGCCGUCCUCCCUGGAAGUCCUCAACACGCGCAAGAGGAUGCGGGAGCGCAGUCACACCGAGCAGCGAGUCAACCGCCGGACAUGCCCAAUACCCAACGGGGACAGCCAGAAGAAGCCAGGCCCGAAGGCCCCGACCCGUCGACAAGCAGCAAUGACGAUGAUGACGGCAUCAGGCGACGGCUUCGCAAGCGCAAAGGAGAUCCAGCGGUGGUUCAAUCUGAACGGGCAUCGAAGCGAACGCGGCGGUGA
Messenger RNA from Thyridium curvatum, 1800 nucleotides. RefSeq lists its product as uncharacterized. Gene Ontology annotation, biological process: protein phosphorylation. The transcript is spliced from 3 exons. Gene Ontology annotation, cellular component: cytoplasm. The record is from RefSeq and is a predicted model, not a curated record. Bases 1 to 1800 code for a protein of 599 amino acids. Gene Ontology annotation, molecular function: ATP binding; protein serine/threonine kinase activity. Lineage: Eukaryota; Fungi; Ascomycota; Sordariomycetes; Thyridiales; Thyridiaceae.